CUCUUCGGCACGGUCGUGUGUAAGGUUGGUGUCGCGCUCGCCACACACCCUCGCCACUCACACGCACAAACACACACAAGGCAAGACGCAAGACGCAAGACCAGCAGCAGACAACAAGCCCCCAUCCAUAUCCAGCAGCACACCAGCCAACCAGCCCGCCAACCAAAAGAGAGUGUUGAGUGCAGAAGAAGAAGAGACAGAAGCACGCAAGAAAAAAGCAGGCAUACACCCUAUCCUUGUUUCUGGGGUGUUUGGUUGUUUUUUGUCUGGCCUUUUGGCUUUGUGUGUGUGUGUGUGUGUGUGUGUGCGUUGGCUUCGUGUCUGCUUUGAGCCAUCCUUUAGCCAAACAGAAUCCCCCCCCCCUCUCAUAGCUGGGCCUAGGUCUUCAGUCUCCCCAUCUUUCCACACAACUGCUCAUUGAACACAUAGCCCGUGUGAAGCUGGUACGAACACCACCGCCACUGGUACCCUACAUCAGACAUCCACAACAGCACAUAUCCACAACAGCACAUAUCCGCAACAGCAGACAUCAGUCAUGUCGACCCCGCAAGACAUGGAUGUUGAGAUUCUGGUGAUUGGCGCUGGCCCCACGGGCCUUGGCGCCGCCACCCGCCUGCACCAACACAACCACCCGAGCUGGAUGGUGGUGGACGGGUUCAGCCAACCGGGCGGCCUGGCCCGCUCCGAGCGCACGCGCGAGGGCUUCCUCUUUGACCUGGGUGGUCACGUCAUCUUCAGCCACUACAAGUACUUUGACCAGCUGCUCGAGCACGCCGUUGGCAAAGGCGACGACGCCUGGUCCACUAUUGAGCGUGUCUCCUUUGUCUGGAUCAAGGACCGCUACGUGCCGUACCCGUUCCAGAACAACCUCAGCGUCCUGGAUGUUGAGGACCAGAUCUUCUGCCUGGAGGGCCUCAUUGACGCCAACAUGCGCGCCUCCUCCAGCCACGGCCGUCAGCCCAGCAACUUUGACGAGUGGAUGGUCCACGUCAUGGGCGAGGGUGUGACAUCCAUGUUCAUGCGCCCAUACAACUUCAAGGUGUGGGCCAUUCCGCCCACGAACAUGCAGUGGGAGUGGCUCGGUGACCGCACGCAGCCCAUCGACCUCAAGGCCUCCAUGAAGAACGUCCUCCGCGGCCGCCGUGCCCCAGCACCAAAAGCCAGCUUCCGCUUCCCACAGCACGGCGGGACGGGGUCCAUCUGGAGCUCGAUUGCGCAGCUGCUGCCCCAGGAGCGCAUCCACUACCGCGGCAAGGUGGUUGGCCUUGACCUUGAGGGCAAGCACGUCACGCUGCAGGACGGCACGCGCAUCCGCUACCAGGCGUGCAUCAGCACCAUGCCGCUCGACUACACGCUGCGCCUCAUUGGCGAGGAGGAGAUGGCGGGCAAGCUGUUUUACUCGUCCUCGCACGUCAUUGGCAUUGGCCUGCGCGGCAAGAUCCCGCACGGCCGCAAGUGCUGGCUGUACUACCCGGAGAGCAACUGCCCCUUUUACCGCUGCACGUGCUUCUCCACGUACGCCAAGUCCAACUGCCCGCCCGCGGAGACGAAGCUGCCCACCAUCCGCGUGGCAGGCGACCCCUCGCAGCCGCCGAGCGAGCCCAAGGGCGGGCCGUACUGGUCGCUCAUGUUUGAGGUGAGCGAGAGCCCGCUGAAGAAGGUGAACAAGGACACGAUUGUGGAGGAGACCAUCCAGGGCGCGCUCAACGUGCACCUGAUCCGGCCCGAGGACGAGAUUGUGAGCGUGUACCACCGCCGCCUGCCGCACGGCUACCCGACGCCAACCAUCAUCCGCGACCAGGUCCUGCGCGAGACGCUGCCGCUGCUCAAGUCCAAGGGCUUCUGGAGCCGCGGUCGCUUUGGCAGCUACAAGUACGAGGUGGCCAACCAGGACCACUCGCUCAUGAUGGGCGUGGAGGCCGUCGACAACAUUCUCUUUGGCGCCACGGAGGUGACGCUCGAGCACCCAAAGCUCGUUGCGCAGAGCAAGAACACAGACCUGACAUACACGCCGCCGCCGCCGCCAGCGCCGGUCGCUGACGAGAUGGCGAUGGACGCGGACGCGGUGUCGCAGGGGCAGCAGUCAGACGAGCAGGUGACGAAGAAGCCCAAGGCAGCGGGCACGCAGCCGCCAACGGCAGCGGCGCAGGAUGCUGCCAAGGUCAAGUCUGAGAGCAAGCCCAUGGCGGCCUCUGGUGACGACUCGGCCACAAACCAGGCCAUGGAGGUGUAACAACAUCACCCCUGGCCGCCGGUCACCAACUGCUCUUGUUUCGCUGGUAUCUGUUUGUGUUGUUUGCUGGCUGUUUUGUGUGUGUGUGUGUGUGUGUGUGUGUGUGUGUUUG
Salpingoeca rosetta is the source of this 2345-nucleotide messenger RNA. Its product is annotated as adrenodoxin reductase. Lineage: Eukaryota; Choanoflagellata; Craspedida; Salpingoecidae. Gene Ontology annotation, molecular function: oxidoreductase activity. The transcript is spliced from 4 exons. The record is from RefSeq and is a predicted model, not a curated record. Bases 536 to 2233 code for a protein of 565 amino acids.